Messenger RNA from Annulohypoxylon truncatum, 2231 nucleotides. Its product is annotated as NUDIX hydrolase domain-like protein. Bases 744 to 1970 code for a protein of 408 amino acids. The record is from RefSeq and is a predicted model, not a curated record. The transcript has 2 exons. Gene Ontology annotation, cellular component: cytosol. Gene Ontology annotation, molecular function: NADH pyrophosphatase activity; metal ion binding. Lineage: Eukaryota; Fungi; Ascomycota; Sordariomycetes; Xylariales; Hypoxylaceae. Gene Ontology annotation, biological process: NADP+ catabolic process; NAD+ catabolic process.
CUGGGCAAAACUCAGAAUUCAGCACCGAUAGGGCGACAGGGCUGCGGCUGCAUGCCUAAUGUUGUCCAACUCGAGAUACCCAUAUUAUGCGAAUAGACUUUUUGUGCAACACUUGUAAGAAAACUCAAUUCCUUCUAUAAAACUCUGCAACUUUUAAUGGUCAUAGCCUUUGAGAUCGGCUUCCCAAGCUACUACUACUUCAGAACCAUAUAACGUUUUGUUUACUCCAACAUUCAAAUUAGCUAUCUAUCCUACACAUAACCUCGGCGGUACCUUACGUGGGUUCCUGCAGGUAGUUGGGGUUCGGAGCGAAUGGCGAAAGAGGUAAUUGCUUGUCGCCGCAAACGCCGUUCAUCGGCGAAAGACAACGGAUACUCUCCGUAUUGACAAUUAUUCAUCAAGAUAUCGCGACGAGACCCCGCUCCUUUGAUGUCGAAUUACCUCCGUAUUAUUCAGCCGAGACCGAGGACACAUAGAACCGACUUAUCUCCCUAACCUUACCAAUCAGACCAAUGUAAUAGCUACUAACCCCCGAAAAGUCUGAUACAAUCACUACGCUCUCAUUUUCUAUGCUUAUAUCAAGAUACACUUCCCUUGUAUUCCUAUUACCUAUUUUAUGUGUUUUGAUUGCAUAAAUGAGCAAAAGUCUUUCUCACAUUAUACGUUGCCAAAACUGUCGCAAGCUUUCGAGUAAACGUCAUAUCGCCCGAAAUUAGCAACCUAAAAGUAAAAAUCAAAGCGUAAUGGGGGCAGCGAUUCCGGACCUCCCGAUCCUCGCUGAAGACGACUCGAUGCUGUCGAGAAAAUUUGGCCGCGAGAUCGCCAACUACUUUAGCGGUAGCCCUCUAAAUCGAGUUUCCUUUUUAAGGACGGAUUAUGGCUUCUUACGCGCUGCUUUCGCUCACCCUAGCGCAUCAUUCUUGUUGUUAAAUAACUUAUCGCCCCUCGCGAAAGACGCCGCAAACCUUUCCUACGUAACUAGAGACGUAGUUGUACCACUAACCGGCGAAGAGCCCUUUAAAACUUCCGAGGAGGAACAGGCUAAGGGGUUCAACUCGGAUGUUACACAGGCUGUCAUCUUGUUUCUUGGCAUCGAUGAGAAGAAGACCGAGUUCGAGUAUCGCGAGUAUAAGGGCAAGCCAUACUUCGCUAUUGACGUCACCCCGAAAGGUACCGUCAUAGAGAAAGCCACAAGUAUCAUUGAUAUUGUCAAAACGAAUGGCAUCUCUUUCAUCGAUGGGAGGAGGCUUUUGUCUCUGAAUGCUCCUGAAGCGGCGAUAUACGCAGAAGCUCGUGCUUUGUUAGAUUGGAAUGCUCGGAAUCCAUUUUGCGGCGGCUGUGGCCAGCCGACGUUGUCAACCAAUGCCGGAUGGAAGCGAGUCUGUCCAUCAUCAGAUUUAGCGGGCGUCCCUGAAGGUGGCGCUGCAAAGGAGAGAUCAGACUGUCCCACGCGACACGGCGUGAGCAACCUCUGCUUUCCACGAACGGACCCCACCGUCAUUAUGGCAGUCGUCUCAGCCGACGGUACCAAGCUCCUUCUUGGUCGAAACAAGCGCUUCCCUCCAAACUGGUACAGUACGCUGGCAGGUUUCCUCGAACCUGGUGAGUCUAUCGAGGAAGCGGUACGGCGCGAGACUUGGGAGGAGAGCGGCGUAACCGUCGGUCGCGUCGUAAUCCACAGCUCGCAGCCCUGGCCCUACCCGGCAAACCUGAUGAUUGGCGCGAUUGGCCAGGCGGCUCCUGGGGGAGAGACGAUACACCUCGGCCAUGAUGAGGAGUUGACUGACGCUAAGUGGUUCACCUUCGACGAAGUACGGGAAGGCAUGAACAACGGGGUCAGCGCUCUAGGAGACCCGGCGCCUUCAGGGUACAAGGAGGGUGCCUUAAGACUACCGCCACAGACCGCCAUCGCUAACCAGCUGAUACAAGCCGUUCUGAGGGGCUACCUAGACAUGGUACCAAAGAUUUGAGAAAUCUCGCUUAGGUAUAUAUGUAUAGCAUGAACACAGGGGGUGGCAUUUGAUCAACACGAACUGCGUAGGAUUUGAUGAACAGAGAUGAGGUUGGUUUAGCAAUAGAGGGAAAGAUUCAUGACGCAUUGGGCGAUGUGGCGUAUAGAAGUAGGAGAUAUGGUUAGCUAGCAUAUAGACACAUAGAAAUUCACACUACCUAGCAUCAAUCUUGAAAGUCAAGCAGCUGUAGUCUUGAAACUGAGAGCAGAAUUGUAUCGA